This is a messenger RNA of Camelina sativa (false flax), 502 nucleotides long. RefSeq lists its product as uncharacterized. Gene Ontology annotation, cellular component: Ctf18 RFC-like complex. Gene Ontology annotation, biological process: mitotic sister chromatid cohesion. The record is from RefSeq and is a predicted model, not a curated record. NCBI's taxonomy places the organism in Eukaryota, Viridiplantae, Streptophyta, Magnoliopsida, Brassicales, Brassicaceae.
GAGACGAAAGAGGAAGAAGAAGAAGAAGAAGAUGGAGAUUCGAGUGAAGUGUAGAUGUGGAGAAGAUGAGUGUAGCGAGUGGGCAAUCGUAGAACUCCAAGGAGUUGUCGAGACUCAAGCUUCGUUCGAAGGUUCUAUUCAGAAUCUCGAGAUCGGUCGUCUCUGUCAUACCGAAUCGUCGCAGGAAACGUACACGUUCACGGUGGGUUACCAUGAACUCAUAGGCUCUAAAGUGAUUCUAAAGAAGCCAUUACUGGUUUUGAAGAAGCUUCAGUUGGAUGAUGAAGUUUCAGGGAAAACAACGGAACUUGAAGUUGUUGGGAUUAUACGAACUAAGAUCUUGUUUAAGACCAGACCUAAGCCUCUCAUUUCUGGAACAAACUGAAACCUCUCUGUUGCUUCAUUGUCUCUGCUUGUUUCCUGUCUUAAAAGUGAUAAACUAUGUAGUCUCUCUGUUCGUUCUUUUCAAUGAGUUUGCAAAUCAAGAAACUUGAUUACAUUA